AUGUCGGACAACGAGGAAGUGGUGGAAGAAUACGAGGAGUAGGAGGGGGUAGAGGAGGAGGUGCAGGAGGAGGAGGAGGAGGAGGUGGAGGAAGAGGCCCCACAGAAGGAAGACAAACCUGCAACAGACGAUGAGGCUGAUGAAGAACAAGAUGGAGAGGGGGAAGCGGAGGAGGGAGAAGAAGAGGAGGCCAAGCCAAAAUUCAAGCCAUUUAUCAUGCCCAACCUAAUCCCUCCCAAGAUCCCAGAUGGAGAGAAGGUGGAUUUUGAUGAUAUACAUCGUAAGAGGAUGGAGAAGGACCUGAUGGAGCUUCAGACUUUGAUUGAGGUUCACUUCGAAAGCAGAAAGAAGGAAGAAGACGAACUAAUUAAUCUCACGGAAAGGAUUGAAAAGCGCCGUUCGGAGAGAGCAGAGCAGCAUAGAAUCCGCAGUGAGAGAGAGAAGGAGCGACAGAAGCGUCUUGAGGACGAAAGAACCCGCAAAGAGGAGGAGGAGGCCAAGAAGAGAGCAGACGAUGAUGCCAAGAAAAAGAAAACCCUGACCAGCCUGCACUUUGGAGGUUACAUGCAGAAGUUGACAGAGAAAAGGAGUGGUAAGAGGCAGACUGAGAGGGAGAAGAAGAAGAAGAUCCUCAGUGACAGACGUAAAUCUCUGGACAUUGAGCACUCAAGCCAAGAAAAACUCAAGGAGAAAGCUAAGGAGCUGUGGGACUGGAUGUACAAGCUGGAGGCAGAGAAGUUUGAACUGCAGUACCAGUUUUCCAGACAGAAAUACGAGAUAAAUGUGCUGAGGAACCGUGUCAGUGACCAUCAGAAAACGUACAAGAGGACCAAGAGAGGGCUAAGGAAAUAG
Messenger RNA from Scomber scombrus (Atlantic mackerel), 852 nucleotides. RefSeq names its product troponin T type 2a (cardiac) (gene tnnt2a). Gene Ontology annotation, cellular component: troponin complex. The record is from RefSeq and is a predicted model, not a curated record. Gene Ontology annotation, biological process: sarcomere organization; regulation of muscle contraction; cardiac muscle contraction. Gene Ontology annotation, molecular function: troponin C binding; tropomyosin binding; troponin I binding. The transcript is spliced from 13 exons. NCBI's taxonomy places the organism in Eukaryota, Metazoa, Chordata, Actinopteri, Scombriformes, Scombridae.